Mycotypha africana is the source of this 776-nucleotide messenger RNA. RefSeq names its product histone-fold-containing protein. NCBI's taxonomy places the organism in Eukaryota, Fungi, Mucoromycota, Mucoromycetes, Mucorales, Mycotyphaceae. Gene Ontology annotation, cellular component: nucleosome. The record is from RefSeq and is a predicted model, not a curated record. Gene Ontology annotation, biological process: nucleosome assembly. Gene Ontology annotation, molecular function: protein heterodimerization activity; DNA binding; structural constituent of chromatin. The coding region runs from base 138 to 449 and encodes 103 amino acids. The transcript has a single exon.
UUUUUUUUUGGCCUCCACUCCCCUUGUGACUUUUCUGAAAACAUAUUUAAAUAAACGUUUUUAAAGAUCUGGGAGAGAUUUUUUUCCUUUUUUCUUUUCUUUUUCUCUUUAUUCAUCGAUUUAUAUAAAUAUUCAAAAUGACUGGUCGUGGAAAAGGUGGUAAAGGUCUCGGAAAGGGUGGUGCCAAGCGUCACAGAAAGAUUCUUCGUGAUAACAUUCAAGGUAUUACCAAGCCUGCUAUUCGUCGUCUUGCCCGUCGUGGUGGUGUCAAGCGUAUCUCUGGUUUAAUCUACGAAGAAACCCGUGGUGUCCUCAAGGUCUUCCUUGAAAACGUUAUCCGUGAUGCCGUUACUUACACUGAACAUGCCAAGAGAAAGACUGUUACUUCUUUGGAUGUCGUCUAUGCUUUGAAGAGACAAGGCCGUACUCUCUACGGUUUUGGCGGUUAAAUAUGCUUUUUUUUUUGGUUUAAAACGAUAAACAAAAAAAAAAACCAACAACAACAAAUAUCAGCCAAUAUCACUCACAAGACAUUUACAACAAAUACUCAUUGCUGCUCAUAUCAAUUAUAAAUAUUACCCCUACCAACUUCGAACACCUUUGUUUCUACUUAACAAAGUCGAUCCCCCCCGUUCCCUUUUUUUCCCUUUAUUAAACUUAUUUUAUUGCUUAAAUCCCAACUUUUUUCUUUUUUCCCUUUUCUAAUUGCAAGUUUUUCAUGUAAAUAGCUUCAUAUAAUAAAAACAAAAAAAGGUUACAAAAACGGAAACACCCAU